Molecule: messenger RNA, 1491 nt
Organism: Cucumis melo (muskmelon)
Lineage: Eukaryota; Viridiplantae; Streptophyta; Magnoliopsida; Cucurbitales; Cucurbitaceae
Exons: 7
Coding region: 140-1393 (417 amino acids)
Source: RefSeq, a predicted model, not a curated record
CUCUGAUCCAAUGACUGUUUUUUCUGGUUCUUUUGGUUUUGUUAACUUAAGCAAUUCAAAAAGCAUAACUUUUAGCCAUUGGGUUUGUGAUUUAAGGCAUCAAGAGAAACUCAGAGUUUGAUUUGUUGAGAGUUUAUCGAUGGGGAAGAAUAUCAUUGGCGAUGGUUUGAUGUUCAAAAUGUUGGUUGUGAUAUUGACAGUCAUAGUUUGUGGAGUUGUGGAGGUUGGUUCACUUUCUAAACACGAGAGUAAGAAAAUGAACUCUCUUAGGAAGCAAGCAACAAAAAGCAUUCAGAGCGAAGAUGGCGACAUUAUUGAUUGUGUUAGCAUCUACGACCAGCCAGCUUUUGAUCAUCCUGCUCUCAGAAAUCACACCAUCCAGAUGGCACCUACUUAUGAUCCCACCAUGGAUAAGCAUUCAAAGAAAGCAACAGCAGAAAAGGAAGGGAUGGGGGAAAAGAAUUCAAUGGGUGUGAAACAACCAUGGAGGAACAGUGGUAGUUGUCCUAAAGAAACAAUACCGAUUCGAAGGAUCCGAAAACAUGCUAAUUCGGUAUAUAGCUAUGGAAAAAAGAGACCGACGCCUUUGCUCGAAAUCGCUCAGCUUUCCAACAGCCGAAGUUCGCACUUUCUAUUAAAGAAUCAUUCGAAGGCAAUUCUGCUUGCUGUUGGAAACAACUUCAAUGGAGCCAAAGGAGACAUUAAAGUAUGUAACCCCAACGUCGAAUUUGAUGAUGAAUACAGUACUUCCCAAGUGGCUCUAUUAACCGGCCCUUACUAUAACUACGAGGCUAUCGAAUCCGGAUGGGCAGUAAAUCCAGGUGUUUACGGGGAUCGACAGACUCGACUGUUCGUGUAUUGGACUAUUGAUGCUUCCCAUAAAACAGGUUGCUUUGAUCUAACUUGUCCUGGUUUUGUUCAAACAAGUAACGAAAUUGCUCUUGGUUCUGCUAUUUAUCCAAUCUCAACUUCAGCUGAGCUUCCAUUUGAAAUAACUAUGUUCCUUUUUAGAGAUUUCGAGACCAAUAAUUGGUGGGUACAAUAUGGUGAAAGCAUUAACAUAGGUUAUUGGCCUUCUGAGUUAUUCAAAGCUCUAAAAUAUACUGCAGAAACAGUACAAUGGGGAGGGGAAGUUUACAGCACAAAGUUAGGAGGACCUCCUCAUACUGCAACAGGUAUGGGCAAUGGAAAGUUUCCUGACUACAUAAGUGGUGAUUCGGGUUGGGUAAAGCGGAUAAGAGUUCGAGACAACUCGAUGAUUUUGAAGUUUCCUAAUUUUGUUGAGCACUACUCCGAUGAAUAUGAUUGUUACGAUGUUGACUUUAUCCGAGAAUAUUUAGACGACCCUGAGCUAUACUAUGGAGGACCUGGUAAGAAUUGGAGGUGUCCUUGAAGAGAGUUUUACAAAAAUAGGAUAUCCAUGAAGUACAUUAGGGUCCUUCAUGAAAUGAAUAAUAUAGUACGAUCAAGAUGAAAGUCCUUUCUUUUGUU